UACAAUUAAAAAUGUUGAUUUGUUUGUCUGUUUUUGGUGUUUGUCGUGUUUGGAGCAUGAAACUUCCAUUUUUUUGGGGUUCUUUUUUGGGCAUGAUCAGUGCUGACAUUUUUGUUCUAUGCACAAAAGUUCUUGUGUUCCCCAUCUUUUUUUGUGGGUUUUUUUUUAUUUUUGAUUUUUUAAAUUUAUUUUUGAUGUGCAUGAUCUUUGCAAAUUCAUUUCAGGGUUCUUAGUGUAGUGCGGGCAUUGUGCAAGAUCUUGAAAUUUGAACUUUGAGCUACAAUCAGAGGAAAAUUUUCUUUACAUAAAUUGAGGUUUAGUGUAUGGAUUAGGGAGGUAAUUUAAUACGGAAGUAAUCACGGGUUUUGAAAAUUUUGCCUUUUCUUACUACCCAGAAAACACCCUGUAAAGUAAUCAUCAGGGGAGGGGUAUUUUUUUCCCCCCUUUGUGUUUUGGGGCUUUCAAACACAAUAUGGUUUGAUUCUUGGGUGAAUCUGACGCCAUUAUGUUUUUCACUCUGAAUAAGGAGAUAUAGAAAUUAUAUCAAAAUGUGAAGUUGGAUGUAGUACAAACACAUGAUUUCAAGUAUUAAGUAGCAAUUCUAGAUUCCAAUCAUUUUACUUAACCUUUUCUGAUGUGUAAUAGGUGAUAGGGGGUAAGUUGAACUGUGACAUGGAUAAUCAAAUCUCUUGCUCUUUAAGCUAAGUAUUUCCUUUGUUUCUUGUCUGAUCUUUGUUGUUAUGUCUAUAUUGCUGUAUUAGUGGACAUACAUCUCUGUUGUCUUCGUUGACGACAUUACGAAUAGCAUUAUACUCUAGUGGAAAGUGGAAGUCCCUGAUGGAAAAGAUAGCUCUGUAAUGAACCCUCUUCAUAAGGGAGAUAUGAUAAUCAUUACCAGCCACUACUUUUUGCAUUCGAGCGUUUUCCUUUCUGAUUUUCCCUUUUUGGAGCCGAAGUGGUAGGUUUUUAGUGCACUUCCUUUCCUUUUUAUUCUUCUCCUUUUGGAGAACUUUUUGUUUUAUCUUGCCCUCAGGUUUAAAGUUCUUCAGUAGGCACUUUACUGCUUGUUUAGUGUUCAUUCCACUUUUCUUGCUGAAGUGUUUUUCUUUUUUCUUUUUCUUUUUCUUUGUUUUUUCCCAGCUUGAAGCCUUUACUAGACCAGGCAUUAGAAAGUAAGCCUUUAAUAUAGUAUGUGGAGGCAGCCAUAUGGAUAACUUCAAUUGUUGCUCUUUGUACGGCAUUCAUUCCAAAUUUCUCAUGAACUGAUGCAUAACAAUUGAGAUCAUCAAAAGGAUCUCUGAAAGUUUUCCUUUACCAAUUUGUAGGCAAAGUGUUGUGAUAUCUGUGGUAAUGAAGGUGUAAUUGAUGCGAUUGUCACUUGCACAGGAUGCAAGGUUAAUUCUGAACACCUGUAUUGCAUGCGCAUCUUCACAUACGAAUACCCAGAAAUUUGGUACUGUGAUGACUGCAAGCGUGCAAAUGAGAAACUCUCCUCAAGUUCCGGUGCGAAAGAAGGAUUUUUGGUGGAGUCGACUGAAGAUACUAGGAAAAUCCUUCACGGCCAUUCUACUCAACCAAAAAAGCUCCCGAAUGAUUCAAGGAUGAUUGGCAUGGACAGGAAAAAGAAGUUUAUCCCUGGUAAAACAAAACCUCUUUCUGCUGAGGAGGUUAUUAGACUAAGUUCCGGAGCUUUGAACCAUGUUUCCCCGGUAAAAGUUGUCCACUCUAGAUCUGUACCAAGGAAGAAUAGUUCAACUCUCUGUAAAAACAUUCCAGUCAGGUGCAGAGAUGUACCUCCCAAGUUUCCAAACCAGCUGAUUAAAGCCACUGUCUCUUCAGCUCCUGCACCUUCACGGCACAUCAAACCCAAUGUGGCUCAUCACAUUCCACAAUCUAUCAAAGCAGUCACGAAUGUGAAUGAGGUCUGUCGGAGGGAUCUUGAGCAGAAAAAGGAUGGCCGUAGUCAAGCUACUUUGAAAGAACAUACACAGAAUUCAAAAGACGUGCUUUGGGCUCCUAUCAAUGAACCAUCUAUGGAUGCGGAACGGAGUACUGCAGAAAUCAGGUUGGAAGAAGGAAAAUGUGAGCUAAAGAUUUCAUCUGAACCAGAUGUACCUCGUCAACAAAUUGUUAGAUCAGGCAAUGCUGCUUUGAGUAAUUCUGAGCCUUGGAGAACUACCAGUUCAGUCAAUCACUUUUGUGAUCCCAGCCUAGAUGCUGCCUGGAACGGCAGCUUCAAAGUUUCAAAUGCUUCUAAAAGUUGGGAAAUCAGUGAUAAGGUGCAGGCUCAUCCUCGUUCCAGAGUUCGUAAGAAGGUCUAUGAAUUAUCAAUGAUGAUGCCUGAAGCUCUUCAGUUUGAGCUGGUUCCACGUAGUGAUCUAUGGGGAGAUCUAUCCCAGUACUUGUUUCUUGACAGAAGAGACAUAGGUCUUUAUUUUUUUCCUGCUAACAUGCAGAGAUGGGAGCAGUAUGUCACAUUGCGGGAGCAUAUGGAAGCAGAAGACUUGGCAAUGAGAACCAGGGUGGAGGACAUGGAGUUGUUAGUAUUUACUUCGAAACUCUUCAGAAAGGACUGCCAAAGAUGGGCUGGGAGACGGUAUCUUUGGGGCGUGUUUAAGAAAGCCAAACAUGCAAGUCAGGUCAGUACAGAUGAAUGGCAUUCUGAAAUGGACAGUAAUGAGGUGGUGGACAUGGAUGUAGACAUGAUCGGUGGGGAGGACAUUGGAAGGUUAUAAAUUUUUAUCUCGAAGGAAUCUCUUCAGGUGACAUCGCCAGAUAUGUCAGUGGACAUGGAGAUUGAAGAGACAGGCAAGGAAGCCGUUGGCCAAUCCCUGACAUUCACCCCGGUUUUGCCUGAUGAUGACAUCCCCCCUCCCGGUUUUGAAAACACUCGCCGUAAGAUAAUGUUGAGCUCUCGUUAUUCCAUUCACAGAAAUUGAUAAGCUGAUGUAAACACUGAUAGAUUUAGCAGAAUUAGGGGUCCCGGGGUCAUGCCAUUGUAAAUUGCCUGAAACCUCAAACCUUCCCCAGGCCAAUUUCUUCCCUUGAUUGUUAAACUGAUUUACUGAUAGUGAUUUAGCUGAUGAUGGUCUAGUGAUAGGCAUCCUACUGAAUUAUGUUAAUAACUUUACUUGACUUGUUAGAAUUGUUUAUAUGAAUGUAGUAUAUUGAAGUUCAAG
This is a messenger RNA of Oldenlandia corymbosa var. corymbosa, 3179 nucleotides long. The record is from the annotation of a GenBank genome assembly. NCBI's taxonomy places the organism in Eukaryota, Viridiplantae, Streptophyta, Magnoliopsida, Gentianales, Rubiaceae.